Molecule: messenger RNA, 7622 nt
Organism: Zootermopsis nevadensis
Lineage: Eukaryota; Metazoa; Arthropoda; Insecta; Blattodea; Termopsidae
Product: phospholipid-transporting ATPase VD
Biological process (GO): phospholipid translocation
Cellular component (GO): plasma membrane
Molecular function (GO): ATP hydrolysis activity; ATP binding; magnesium ion binding
Source: RefSeq, a predicted model, not a curated record
ACCUGUGGGCCACCAAUAGUGGCAUGGUGCUAGUGGUUAGUUGGCAUCUGUAAUCAGAGUGGUGUGAUUGUGGGUUAAGGUAUAAUUGCGAUCUGUAUUGUGACUGUUUUAAACUGGGUUGUCUUCAGUGAGUGACAUGUGCAGUAUAAACUUCGCAUUAUCAUUAAGUGUGGGCCUGGCCUAAAAUUCGUUAACAGGAGUUAUGAAGAAAAAGAUGUGCAAACAUGUCAACACUUGGGAGUGGCGAGAAAGCUCAAAUGGAAAAGCAGCAACAGGAACAGCUACUACCGCCUCCUCCUCCUCCUCCUCCUCCGCCGCUACCGCCAUCUCCACCGCCUCCGUCAUCUCCACCGCCCUUUUCGCAGCCACAAUUUCCGCCACUGCAAGGAAAUCAGCAUUGUGCCACAUAUUUAUUCCCAUCAACACAUCCUCGAGCAGUGGUGUCGAUGUCUGCUGCAGUGAGCAUUGCAGCUGUAAGUUCACAUUCGGCGUCAAUUCUAAAAGGGCAUGCCCGAAGCGCGAGCCACGGUGGUGUUGGGACAUCUCUUACUUCUGCCAGUUCAGUGGGCGCUAUAGGUCGCCCUUCAGCCUUGAAACAAAAUCGUGGCCAUCAGCGUGCAUUCUCCCAGGGACAGAUUGUGGAAGGUGGAACAGGAUCUGCUUUGCGUUGUCAUAGUCGUGUUGGAUCAAGGACAGAUUUUAUUCUUCCUCCGGGACAUAAAGAUUCGGAUGGCACAACAGUGGGGUCUGGUAGUGCAGCAAAGCCUGCUGGUCGUGGUGGACAUUCAAGGCAAGCUUCCAGAUCAGAAUCCAUUUAUACGUUAAGACAAAGUGGGCCUCCUUCUCUUUGGAAUCAGUUUCAGUCCUACAUUCUUCGACGUGGAGGUAAAGCAGAUGUUGAAGAACCAAGAUACCGAACUGUUGUUCCAAACCAUCUUGUGCCACCCCGAACACCUAGAAAAGUUCACCCAAAUGGGCGCCGUCCUGAUAAUCGUAUCCGGACCACCAAAUAUACUUUAUUAUCAUUUCUACCAAAAAAUCUUUUAGAACAAUUCCAUCGAGUGGCGAACUUGUAUUUUAUUUGUAUCGUGUUAUUGAAUUGGGUCCCAGCAAUCAAUGCAUUUGGCAAAGAGAUCGCUAUGAUUCCUGUAUUGUUUGUGCUUGGUGUAACUGCCGUAAAGGAUUUGUUUGAGGAUCGCAGAAGACAUGCAAGUGACAAGCGCAUCAAUAACUCUACAUGCCGAGUUUACAGAAGUGAUGAAGAGCGUUACAAGAAAGUUCUCUGGAAGAGUGUGAGAGUUGGGGAUCUCAUUCACCUUUCCAACAAUGAAGUAAUACCAGCUGAUAUUCUGUUGCUGCGAUCGAGCGAUCCCCACGGGCUGUGUUUUAUUGACACUUGUAAUUUGGACGGAGAGACCAACCUCAAACAACGAGAGGUGGCCAGAGGAUUCACUGAACGACAAGAUGUUUUUGAGCCAAGGAAGUUCAGAUCGGUUGUGGAGGUUGAUGGUCCGACAACGAAGAUCUACAGGUUCCAUGGUGCCAUAGUUCAUCCAGCUGGUGAAAGAAUCCCUGUUGGAACCGAGAAUUUGUUACUUCGGGAAUGCGUUCUUAAGAACACAGACUUUGUUGAAGGAAUAGUUGUGUAUGCAGGUCAUGAGACAAAGGCAAUGCUGAAUAAUGGUGGUCCUCGUUACAAGCGUUCAAACCUGGAACGGCAGAUGAAUUUAGAUGUCAUAUGGUGUGUCUUGAUACUGUUUGUGCUCUGUGUGAUUGGUGCUGUUGGCUGCAAGCUGUGGCUGUCUUCCUAUGAAAACUAUGAUAACCACUCAGUGCCUUUUAUUCCUCUUGCUGAGAGUCCCGUCAAAGAGGGAUUUCUUGGGUUCUGGACGUUUAUAAUCAUCUUACAGGUUAUGAUUCCUCUAUCUCUGUAUGUAACAAUAGAGAUGGGAAAGCUAAUGCAGGUGUACCACAUUCACAAUGAUAUUGAUAUGUAUGACCCUGAAACUAAUAAACAAGUUGAGUGCCGUGCUCUCAAUAUCUCUGAAGAACUGGGACAGGUGCAAUAUAUUUUUUCUGACAAGACCGGGACACUCACAGAGAACAAGAUGAUAUUCAGAAGAUGUUCAAUAGGUGGAGUUGAUUAUAAUCACCCACCUCCUGAAAAUGUACAGAACCUGAGACUGCGACCAGGGGCCCCUAUGCCACUGUUGGUGAACCCACAGCUGCAAGAAGAGCUGUAUCAACUGAACCUACAGCAUGUACUUGAAGAAAGUGGUCAGGGUGACAUGCGGCAAGCCCCCCAUGCACAGCGCAUUCAGGAGUUCCUCCUGCUGCUGGCAGUGUGCAACACUGUAGUGGUGUCUCGACACCCCCAUCAUGAUAUGAUGAAUGCUAGUGGUGUGAUAGAAUCAGUUCAAAAUGUGCUUGGCAGUCACUCUGGAGCCAACAUGAAUGCAGUGUCUUCACAUCUCUCCCAUUGUGAUGAGAAUCCAUCCUCUGUCACAUCAAAACAGUCUGUUGCCAUUGCUGUCAGGGGCUCACAGAUUGACAAAUAUUCUCGCCUCUCAGAGUCCCGAUCUGUAACCCCCUCCCCUCCCCCUCCACAUGCCCAUUCCUAUCCUCCACAUACAUCUGUUAACAUUCCCCCUUCUGAUGCAACUCCCUUUGGUAGGCGGACAUUAAAUUAUACUGGAAGUGGGAUAACCUCAAUGGAAUUUCCACAUCAACCUAUUUUGUCUCCUAUCAACUCUUCUUCUGAAACAACGCCAACCACUGAGUCACCCACAAUGCCACAAGCAGCCAAACAAAUUAGUCGACCAAAACUUCUAAAUGUACCAUCUUUACUGUUGGUUGGUUCAAAUAAAAAGUCUUCAAGCAGUAAAGGAGGGAACUCCCAGAAUUCACAGCAGAGGUCAGCCACACCUUCCCCAUGUGAACUGAAGCCAAUUUUUGAGGCGGAGAGUCCAGACGAAUUGGCAUUAGUAGAUGCUGCCUACAGUUACAACUGUCGCCUAGUGAAGAGAACACCCCAGUUUGUUACAGUUUCUUUACCAGGUGAAGGUUUGCUUGACUUUGAAGUCUUGCAGGUGUUACCAUUUGAUUCUGCACGGAAAUGUAUGUCAGUGGUACUGAGACAUCCGGUUACAAGAGAGAAAAUCCUUUAUUGCAAAGGAGCAGAUUCAACAAUUCUGCCUCAGCUUGCUCCAUCAGAUGACUUCAUGAUGCAGCAGCUUAUAUUUCGAACACAGCAGCAUCUUAACUCGUAUGCUCGUCAAGGUCUCAGAGUUUUAGUAAUGGCCCGAAGAACUCUGUCAGAUGUGGAAUAUAAUGAUUGGCUGCGGAAACAUAGUGAAGCAACACUGGGACUGGAGAACAGAGAGAGGAGGAUAAGGGAGAGCUAUUCCAGGCUUGAAACAAAUCUGACAUUGCUUGGAGCCACUGGUAUUGAAGACAGACUGCAGGAUGGAGUACCAGAGGCAAUAAGCUCCCUGAUUAGUGCUGGGAUAGUGAUUUGGGUGCUGACAGGUGACAAACCAGAGACUGCCAUUAAUGUAGCAUACUCAGCGAAACUUUUCUCACCACAGAUGGAGUUGCUGAAACUAUCUGCCAGGUCAAGAGAUGCAGCUGAGAGCACAAUAUUGUUUUAUCUGGCAGAUAUUGAGAGACAGUCUCCUCCAGAUAUUGGAAUUGUAGGAGGACCUCCAGGUUUAAACCAGGUGGGAGUGUUUGCACGAGCUACUAUUUCUCCUAGAGACACUCCAUCACAGCAUCAGAGGGGGCCCCUUCAUGCCAAUAAAAGGAGGGCCCUUGUUAUUGAUGGUAAAACCCUCACGUACAUUCUGGAUCAACGCUCAAACUUGCAGAAACCAUUUUUGCAGCUGACCUGUUACUGCAGUUCUGUCCUUUGCUGUCGAGCCACACCCUUACAGAAGGCGUACAUUGUGAGGGUUGUCAAGGAACAGCUCAAAAUGAGAACACUUGCAAUAGGUGAUGGUGCAAAUGAUGUGUCCAUGAUUCAGACAGCAGAUGUUGGAAUCGGAAUUUCUGGUCAGGAAGGGAUGCAGGCUGUCAUGGCAUCAGAUUUUGCAAUUUCAAGGUUCAAGUAUCUGGAGAAGCUUCUUUUGGUCCAUGGUCACUGGUGUUAUGAUCGGCUGUCGCGUAUGGUGCUGUAUUUCUUCUAUAAGAAUGCUACUUUUGUAUUUCUCAUUUUUUGGUACCAACUGUACUGUGGCUUUUCUGGAUCAGUAAUGAUUGAUCAGAUGUACCUGAUGUUAUACAAUCUGCUAUUCACAUCCCUUCCACCUCUUGUGAUAGGUGUGUAUGACCAAGAUGCACCAGAAGAUUUGCUGUUGGCUCGACCAAAUCUGUACAGACAAGGUCGUUUAGGUUUAGUGUAUAAACCGCACUCCUUCUGGAUCACAAUGGCAGAUUCACUCUACCAGAGCAUUGUUAUAUUCUUCCUAACUGAAGGGGCGUACCAUGACACAGAUAUUGGGAUCUGGGAAUUUGGGACCACAAUAGCUACCUCAUGUUUGUUUGUGAUGCUGUUUCAUGUUGCCAUUGAAACUAGAUCAUGGACAAUAAUCCACAUUCUCUCCAUUUCCAUAUCUAUUGGUGCUUUCUACGCCUUCUCAUUAGUUUACAACUCUAUAUGUGUGCAGUGUUUAAAUUUGCCAAGUAAUUACUGGGUUGUGCAACAUGCAGCGAGUUCAGCAACAUACUGGUCAGUUGUGUUCUUGUCUGUGGUCAUGGCUCUUAUUCCAAGGUUUGUGUGGCGGAGUGUGGAGACAUCUUUUUUCCCCCGAGAUGUGACACGAGCAAUCCUGGAUAAAAGAAGAGCUAUUCGUCGAGGUGAGGACUUCCUUGUCUCAUGGUCGCGCUCUACUUCCACUUCAUCAAUAUUCAGGACCAUCGAUUAUGGAGCGAAGGAUGUGAAUCCAAGCAAUCUUACAGUUGUAGGGUAGUGAGGAAGCAAAUCAAGUUUGUAAUAAAACUUUAUUGGCUGUGAGUUACUAAAGGGACCAAUAGAAAUAUUUGUUGGUAGUGAGUGGAACAUUUUGUUUGCAGUGUAGGUAUGAGUAUUUGCCUCUCUCAGUACUUACAUUUAAUACGAGAAGUUCCUGAGUGUCAGUUUUGUUUGAACAGCUGAAGCGAUUCUGCAUCAACAAAUAUAUAUGCAUAUGUAAAAGAGUGUCUGUAAUUUAAUGUAAAGUGAUUAAGCUCGCCAAUUAAUUUAUUUUUUCUUACCUGUGAUGCAGAGCAAUACGUGGUCACAUGAGAUGAUGUUUGCCAAGUUAGUUUCUUUCACCAUUACAUGUUUCCUGAGUUCUCAGUCUAGUGUUAUCCUAGUGCUAAAUUUGGAAUUGUGUGGAAUAUACAAGUUUGUUGAAUUCAAAAUGUGUCUUCAGAUUGAUACAAAGGCGUUCUUUUAGUGAUAAUAGUUUCAGUAGUGCUUAUAGUGCUGCAGUAUCAAGGAAAUCAUGCCUUGUGUAGAUAAUGAACAGUUAUUGUUAAAUAUUGUGUAAGGAGUUAUCUAAAUAUUGAAAUAAGGCUUAGUUGCCAAGAAUAGUCUUCUGGUGUUAGAUCAGAAUACUUUAUGCCAAAUGAGUGGUAAUCUGUUAUAUUUCACAUUAUUGUCAUCAUGCCACUGUUGUCGGGCGAGUUUGAGUUAAGCAGGAUAAUUUAACCUCAUGUUUUAAGUGAAAUUAUGUGAGCAGCAUUCAGAAAAAUUACUAACUGUGUUUGAAAAAUUUUACUUUUACAUUGUGUGAUCUCUUUUUUGAUCAGUUGUUAAAGGUUUUUGAAUGCUUUAAUUUCUUUUAUCAAUCAUAUUUUUUCAUCAUCUUCCAUCUUAUAUUGAUUUGCAAUAGCUCUGGCCUGAAAUGGGAACAUUUUUUAUCUUCUGUAUUAAUGAGUACUUGACAAUUUACAAAUAUUUUAUUUCUGACUUAAAUAGACAUUAUCAUUCAGUGUACUUAUGAAAUAUCAAUGCUUUGACCACAGUCUUUGAAUCUAAGAUUUUGGGAGCUUUAGUAUUGAGUUUUAAUUGGAUGGUCUUUUAUUAGUUUUGAAAAAAUUACUAGGGGCCAGUUAUAAUCUGGUAAAAACUAAAUUAAACUGGAAAAGUUUCUAUAAGCUCCAUAUUUGUUCUGUAAAACUGGUUUCUGGAAUGUGUUUUGUUUUCCUGUGUCUUUCUUUAUUUGCAAGCAUGCUGUGUCUUAGAGGAAUGUUCAGUGAAUUGUGAUGUUUAAAUUUGUUAUGGAGACUAUGAAUGCUGGAUUACAUGUUUUACAGACAAUAUUGAAUGUUCUUUGUCAUUUAUGAUUAUAUCAGGGAAUUUAAUUUUUAUGCCUUUCUGGGAUAUGUUAUAAAAUAAUGUUAGGGCCCUUUAUAAUAUAAAUAGGAUUAUAAUUAUGAAGCUGAGUGGGUUUGUAGCCUUAAAUAUCAUGUCAUUCCCAAAUCCCAUGCAUUCUCCUGUAACACAAAUCAGAUCUGGCAUCAGAAGCUCCAAUGCAACAUUUUGUUUGAUAUAUCUUUUUCUUCUUCUUCUUCUAUGGCAGUUAUAAAUUUCCAGUGUGAUGCAAGGUUUAACAUUUGUUGUAGUUUAUAGUUAAAUCACAGUCGAUAAAGAGCUCUCUAAAUAUGAAAGCGGAAGAAACCAGUGUAAAUAACAUGAAAGGAAACAUUGCAUAAACGUGUUUAAAAAAGAAUUUCACAUAUUUGCCUCCUAGGCUCCAUGCCUUGCUGCAGGGGCAGUUUGAUGAUGUAUUUUCACCCGGAUCUGAAUGUGUUGGUGGCACUCUGCAUGGACUGGGAACCGCAUGUACAUAACUGAAGGGCUAAGGAUAUCAGAAAGUCCAACAGAUACGAAUUUUGGUGAAGUAGCUGUUUACCCUUUAGUAAUUUUGUACAAGUUAGGCUUCAUAUUAGGACAUGUGUCUGAAUGUAAGUGCAGCCUACAGCAGCAUUGUUGUUUGACGGUUGUGAAACUUCAAACAAGAUUUUGAGAGCUUAUGUCUCUCUGCACUUCUUUGAUGUUACUGAUGAUAAUGAUGUAUAUCCAAGAAGUUGCAGGUGCAGUUUCUGUGGAAUUCUGUGUUACAGUAAUUAUAAGAAGAAAAGACAAAUAAGAUGAUGGGUGGAAUUGUAUUUUACUCAGUGACAUUUUACUUAUUUGCAUUCGACAGUUCUAGAAACUUUUCCCCAAAUGUCACGUCAUGCAUUCCUUGAAGUUUUGCAUAAAUAUGCCUUGCUUUUAAAACAUAAGCUUUCUCACAUGACCAGUAAUAACUCAUUUCAGUAAAUUCUUUGAAGAAACUACAAGAAUUUAAUUGAUAAUAAGCAUUAGUUUCUGGCAUUGCAGUUGAUAAAUGGCUGGAAAUAUUAGUAAACACAUCUACUUUUAUACACUUUUGUGCAGUUUCCUGUCUGUGAUGGAAAAUUCUGCUGAGCGAAGCAGUUUUGAUCAGAUUCUUUGGCAAUGUUACCCAAACCUUUCGUCAGUGGUCCCCAACCUUUUUGUGCCUCCGGGCACAUUUGAGAGAUAGUGGCGGACACCAACCAAUUAACAAAGCCAAAUUUUCUUUUCUCUGGAGAAAUAAGAUAUGGACACCAAAUAA